AUGGCAGAAUUUGAUAAAUCCAAGAGGAGACUCACUGCUCUAAAAGAAUUAGACGAAGUUGACGCAUCAACUACGACCGAUCAACCAAAACAAUCUGUGAACGGAUUUCAGGAAAUUGCGUCGUCGAGUAUUGCUGAAGACAUUGACGAUGUUGAUUUCCCGUAUGAGAACCUCGUUUUGGAAGGCGGUGGCAGCCAGGGAAAUGCUUAUAUUGGCGCCAUAAUGGAGUUGGAGCGACUUAACUUCUUGAGCAAGAUUCGUCGUUUCGCUGGUUCCAGCGUUGGUUCGCUGACAGCUGCUUAUCUCGCCGUAGGCCACGGGACCAGCAAAUUUCUCUCCAUGAUAAAAGAUGGACCUCAAUUCAACGACCUCUUAGACGCACCUUGUGGAAAAUGCAGCCUGGUGCCCAACCUGUUUAGGUACAUGGGAUGGCAUCCCGGAAGAACCGCCUAUCAGUCUUUCGGUGAGAACAUUGCUGAGAAGCUAGGAGACCCAAACGCCACAUUCAAGGACCUUUAUGUUAAGACGGGGAGAGAACUAUGCGUGGUGGUUACCAAUCUUACCACGAUGAUGGAGGAAUAUUGUCACGUCAAAACCACUCCCAACAUGCCAAUAAGGACAGCUGUCAGGAUGUCUAUGUCUGCUCCAGUUGUUUUCGUUCCUGUAAAGCGGCAAUACUUGGGUCGUACCGAUCUCUAUAUCGACGGCGGUGUUUUGUGCAACUAUCCAGUUCACUGUUUCGAUGGGUGGUGGCUUUCUAUGAAACCUGAAGAUGCUCUCCUGAAGAAGAUGCAACCUUUGGAGGAUGCAGCCAAACUCCUCACAAAGAAGGAGAGGUUUGGAAUGUUCAACGACAAAACCUUUGGCAUGAUAAUUUACAGUGAUUACGACUCCCAUGUACUGGCUACCAAUCCAGAUUUAGAAGCCCCCAUUGCACCUAUACCAGAUACAAAACUUGCCAGAGCUCACGAAAAAAUAAAACAGAAGCGAGAUUUGAACUGUAAACAGCAUCGCCUGGUGACAGACGCCAUGACCCAAUUUCUGAAGGUUCUGGAUCAAAAUAGUAUCGGAGAUACUACGAUUAAUAUCAACGCGUUCAAGCAAGUCUUCAACAAUAAUGAGGAGUUUACACCUGACCAAGCUCGCAUUCUGUUCGGAGAAGAUAUGACUGUCGAUGAAAUAUUUGACAGCCUUGAUGCCAACUCCGACGGAGAGAUUGACUUCAAUGAGCUAAUGUCCUUAGCGCAGAAUGAGGGAGUAGGAAUCCAGACUCAUCAUAUUGGAACGGGGCGGCUUGAUAUCAAGAACGUAGCAGAUUAUCUAACUGGAAUCUUCAGCAUGCUACUGCUGAACGUCAAAAGAGCUUUCCUAGAGGGCCAUGACAUUGAGCGUACGGUACUCAUCAACACUGUCUAUGUGAAAUCCAUGGACUUCAGCCCAGAGACAGAGGACCUGGAUUUCUUAGUAGAGCAAGGCCGUCGUGGAGUUCGAACGUUCCUCAAAUACCACAACAAGACUGCGAAGGAAGAAGCUUCAUAA
Strongylocentrotus purpuratus (purple sea urchin) is the source of this 1539-nucleotide messenger RNA. RefSeq lists its product as uncharacterized. Lineage: Eukaryota; Metazoa; Echinodermata; Echinoidea; Camarodonta; Strongylocentrotidae. Gene Ontology annotation, molecular function: calcium ion binding. Gene Ontology annotation, biological process: lipid metabolic process. The coding region runs from base 1 to 1539 and encodes 512 amino acids. The record is from RefSeq and is a predicted model, not a curated record. The transcript is spliced from 14 exons.